AUGGAAGAGAUAUCAACCAUCCCAUCAACAUCAUCGUCGUCCAAAAAGACAAGAAUCUUUGUCAACUUUAAAGAACAAGAACAAGCCGUUUGCUGGUACGGAACAUCAACACCUUCCAAGACAAUCGAAGAUGCCAUCCGAACCGUGUUUGAUCUCCCAAGUGACUGUCGUCUCUUUUUAAAAGAUGAAGAUGACGAUGUCGUAGCUAUUGCCAGUACACUUCCAUUUGGUGCCAAGUUUAAUCUUUUUGUUCAACCAUUACCAAAUGCCAACAAUAUCAUUAAUAAUAUUAAUAAUAAUACAAACAGACAACAACAACAAAAUGAAAUGGCAGAAGAAUCAAAAGGAUCCAUCAAAUUACAAUCACACCAACUCUUGGAAUCACCAAUUCUUGAAGAUGCCAAUUCUUCAUCACCCACAGACAGCAACCGCACCACUAGCAACUCUUCACCACAAUCACUUUCCUCUCCAACCUCUUCAUCCCCUUUACCACCAAUGUCAUUGACCAAUAGUAUUGAUAGUUUGCUUUUACAACAACCACAGUCAUCAUCACCCCAAGAAAAUGAUGAUAAUACUUAUAUCUUGGAAAUCAAGCAAAAAGAGUUGUCCAACCCCAACAACAACAUGAACAAAUUGUCAACCACUGCUCCAUCCACAUCAGUUGUUGAUGAAGAUGAUGAAGAGAGAAAGAAGAGAAAGAGAAGAAAAGCCAUUGAGAUUAACCGUAGUUACCGUUGUUCCAUGGCCAAUUGUCAAAAGGUAUAUGGUUCUGAAAACGCACUAAAGAUGCACAUCAAGCUCAAACACCCAGAAUAUUCAUACAUUAUGAUGCAAACACCCAUCCCACAAAAGUCACCAAUCGUCAAUACCAUCAAUGGUGCCAACCAUCAUAGUCAUCAUCACCAUCAUUCCAGUUCUAGUUCUAAUUCAUCAUCACCAUCAUCCAAUACAAACACUUCCAACAAUCAUAACCAUUCCCUAUCACACAUUGUAAAUCAUAACAACAACACAAACAACAAUAUCAACUCAUUUACUAAUAACAACAACAAUAACAAUAACAACAAUAACAAUAGUAAUAAUAAUAUUAGUUCCAAGAUUUUAACAUCAUUGUUGGUUCCACAACAAAAUGGUGGUGGAAACAAUAAUGGUAUGAAUAUUUCCAAAAACUUGUUUACUAGUUUACUUAGUCAUCCAGACUUGAAUCAUGACCUUUUCCGUAAACAUCUUAAACAAUUGGGACCUGAUCAUUUACAACAAUUCACCAAUAUGCUCAAUUCUCAAAUCAACGGUGGUUCUGCUGCUCCUGCUGCCACUGCUUCUGCUGAUUCUCAACAACAAUCUCAACAAUCACCAACUUCAUCAUCAUCACCAUCCGCACCAUCCACACCAACUUCUUCACCUGUUCCACCUAAAAUCCCAUCCAUUUCACUAUCUGCUCAAAUGGUAGAUUCUGUCAUUAACAGACAUCUCAGUUCUCAACAAAACAAUCCAUUGAAACGUAGUAGAGACAACCAUUUUGCAGAAAACGAUGAAGAAGAAAUUAUUUCAAACAACAAUAAUAAUAACAAUACCAACAAAAUAUCAUUACCACCUAUGAACAGUAGUAAUAAUAAUAAUAAUAAUAAUAAUAAUCGUACCAAAUCAAAUGACGAUAGAGGCAAUUUAUCAUUUUUAGUACAACCUGAAAUCAUUUCAAACAACAAUAAUAAUAGAAAUAAUAAUCAAAAUAAUAAUAAUAAUAGUGAUCACCAUAGAAAUUAUACAGAGGCUGCUCUUUUAAUAGGAUUAAUGAGCAAUGCUGAUAAAUAA
Molecule: messenger RNA, 1809 nt
Organism: Cavenderia fasciculata
Lineage: Eukaryota; Evosea; Eumycetozoa; Acytosteliales; Cavenderiaceae
Product: C2H2-type zinc finger-containing protein
Exons: 1
Coding region: 1-1809 (602 amino acids)
Source: RefSeq, a predicted model, not a curated record